Cuculus canorus (common cuckoo) is the source of this 21502-nucleotide messenger RNA. RefSeq names its product fibronectin leucine rich transmembrane protein 2 (gene FLRT2). Gene Ontology annotation, molecular function: protein binding. The transcript is spliced from 2 exons. Bases 1544 to 3529 code for a protein of 661 amino acids. The record is from RefSeq and is a predicted model, not a curated record. Lineage: Eukaryota; Metazoa; Chordata; Aves; Cuculiformes; Cuculidae.
AAAUAUCGCCAUGUUGGUGAAGAGCGCGGCUGUAAUUACUGCUAGCGAGGGCAUCUCCCAGUUAGGACCGCAGCUAGGAAUGUUUUCCGGCUCACUCUCCCCCCGCCUCCCCUUCCUUUCCGAUACACCCCGAGAGUCCCCAGGGCAGCGCGGCCGAGGCAGCCCCGCCGCGAAGGGCAGUGACAUCCGCACUCGGCUCUCCCGCAGCCCCGAGCCGGCGGGUUCCACGGGGACCGGGCGCUCCGCAGCCGACAGCCCUCACCGCCCCGCUCCGUCCCCCUCGGGGAGAGCAGGGGGCAGGGCAAGCCCACAGGGAGCUCGCUCGCUAAACUGCCCUCAGCAAGCAAUAGGUUAAAAGCAGGAGGGAGGAGUAGGGGAGAAGGAGAGAAAGAGAACGAGAAAACCUAGCCUGACUUUGCCUCUUAGAAAGCUUUAGGUUGCAGCCCAGCCUUCCAAGCAUUCUUUAAACUAGAAAUGUGGGAGGGACUCCAGGAGAGAGAGAGAGAGAUGGCUAUCAACUGAAUUCAUUACUGUAAACAUCUCCCUGGGGUGUCAGGCAGGGAGGGAAAAAAGGCACGACUUACACUAGCAGGGAAUAGUCAGAUCUGAGACAUCAUUACUGCUAAGAUCAGCCCGCAAUCCCGGCUGAAGGCAGGCGCAGGACUUGGAGAGAGCCAGACGCACGCACUCAACACAUAUAUUCAAAUACACGUCCGAUGCCUUUUCCCAAUUCCAAGGGUCCUCGGUCUCCGUGCUUGCUCCUCAUGUGAUCCUUUCAUCGCUUCCAGAGGACAGAGAGAGGAAAAAAGAAAGCACUCCCCAAAACCAGGCGUAUCCGCGAUCCUUUCUGGUUUAUUUUUUUUUUACCGGAGAAGGAGGAGCGGCUGGGGGAAGAGCGAGUGACUCGAGGAGAGAAAGCGCGCCGGGGAUGCCAGAGCCGCGGGCUGCGCGCCGGAGGAGGAGGUGGCGGAGGAGCGAGAAGGACGAUGCCGCUGCCUCCUAAGGGUCUCUCCGGAGCGGCGGAGGGCGGCGGCCGGCACCGAGGAGCGGCGGAAAAGUUUUGUUGGGGGGGGUCCGAGGGGGAUUAUAAUCGGUUGCCGGCGAGGGAUUCCCAGACACCGCCAGGCAGGCCAGAUCUGGCAGAUAGCUGAUAUGAAGACUUUGCUGACUUCAGAAAGCUGAGCGUAACACCAACAGACUUCAGUGAGAGGAAAUUUUAUUCUUCCAAGCAACUCAAAAGCAGAUGACUUUUGGUGGCUUUAAAUUAACCUGUUGUUUACCUGUAAAGACGUGGUUAUUGUUUCUUUCAGCACACAUGGAGGAAGGCAACAAACUUUGUAACCCUGGCUAAUAAGACUGUGGCUUUCUUAUCAAAAGUAGGAGGUAUACCAAUUAUAAAAGGAAUAUUUUAUACUUAGCCUCCAGGACUUUAACUCUGGACAUAAUUAGAAGCCGAUUUUAAUGCCCUGAGAUUUUGCUACCUGUGCUUUAUUAUUGUUAUCAGUUCUUUAACACUUUGAUACUAUAUUUCUUUAAAUUAGAAAUGGGUUCAUGGACUAGAAUGAGGCCCACAGACUGGGCUGUUCUCAUGAAAUCAUGGCUUAUCUUUUCCCUGGGGCUCUAUAUGCAGGUCUCCAAAACUUCAGCCUGCCCAAAAGUGUGCCGCUGUGAUCGAAACUUUGUCUACUGUAAUGAGCGAAGCUUGACCUCAGUGCCUCUUGGAAUACCAGAGGGUGUAACCGUCCUCUACCUCCAUAAUAACCAAAUUAAUAAUGCUGGAUUUCCUGCAGAGUUGCACAAUGUCCAGUCUGUGCACACAGUCUACCUGUAUGGCAACCAGUUGGAUGAAUUCCCCAUGAAUCUGCCCAAGAAUGUCAGAGUUCUCCACCUGCAGGAAAACAACAUUCAGACCAUUUCUCGGGCUGCCCUAGCUCAGCUUUUGAAGCUGGAAGAGCUACACCUGGAUGACAACUCCAUCUCCACUGUUGGUGUUGAGGAUGGAGCAUUUCGGGAAGCCAUCAGCCUCAAGCUUCUGUUCUUGUCCAAGAAUCACUUAAGCAGCGUACCAGUAGGCCUUCCGGUGGACUUACAAGAACUUCGAGUAGAUGAAAACCGAAUUGCUGUCAUUUCAGACCUGGCCUUCCAGAAUCUUACAAGUCUGGAGCGUCUGAUUGUAGAUGGCAAUCUCCUUACUAAUAAAGGCAUAGCUGAAGGCACUUUCAGCCACCUCUCCAAGCUCAAGGAAUUCUCAAUAGUACGGAAUUCACUGACCUACCCUCCUCCUGAUCUUCCAGGUACACAUCUAUUAAGGCUAUACUUGCAGGACAACCAGAUAACCCAUAUACCACUUACAGCCUUUUCAAACCUCCACAAGCUCGAACGUCUUGAUAUUUCCAACAAUCAACUUCGGAUGUUGGUAAAGGGAGUAUUUGAUAAUCUCCACAACCUGAGACAACUCACUGUAAGGAAUAAUCCCUGGUUGUGUGACUGUAGUAUUAAGUGGGUCACCGAAUGGCUCAAAUUUAUUCCCACUUCCAUAAAUGUACGGGGUUUUAUGUGCCAAGGACCAGAGCAGGUCCGAGGUAUGGCAGUCAGGGAGCUCAAUAUGAAUAUGCUGUCAUGCCCCACCACCACCCCUGGUGUGCCAUUUAUCAUCACCCCAGUCGCAGCUACAGCCAUGCCAACUACAUUAGUUUCCACCUCAUCGGUUGCUCCCCCAAGUAGCAAAUACAAUCCUCUCACUCCCACUAUAGCCACACUUCCCACUGUGCCUGAAAGGGAGGACAGAGAAAGGGUGACACCUCCUUUAUCUGAACGAAUUCAACUCUCCAUCCAUUUUGUGAAUGACACUUGCAUCCAAGUUAACUGGAUGUCUUCUUUUAGCGUGAUGGCGUAUAAACUCACUUGGGUUAAAAUGGGCCAUAGCCUGGUAGGAGGAAUUGUUCAGGAACAAGUAGUUAGUGGUGAGAAGCAACACUUAAGCUUGGUAAAUCUUGAGCCCAAAUCCACCUAUCGGAUUUGUUUGGUGCCACUGGAUACUUACAAUUACCGAACUGGAGAAGACACUGUCUGUUCAGAAGCCACAACCAAGGCUUCCUUUUUGAGCAAUGGCAGCAACAUCCCCUCUAGCCAUGAACAGACGACUUCUCAAAACCUGGGCUCCCCAUUUCUGCUGGCAGGGUUGAUUGGGGGUGCAGUGAUAUUUGUCCUUGUGGUCCUGCUCAGCAUUUUUUGCUGGCACAUGCACAAAAAAGGGCGUUACACCUCCCAGAAGUGGAAAUAUAACCGAGGCCGUCGGAAAGAUGACUACUGUGAGGCAGGGACAAAGAAGGACAACUCCAUCCUGGAGAUGACUGAAACCAGCUUCCAGAUUGUCUCCUUAAAUAACGAUCAACUCCUUAAAGGAGAUUUCAGACUGCAGCCCAUUUAUACCCCAAACGGGGGCAUUAACUACACAGACUGCCACAUCCCCAACAACAUGCGAUACUGCAACAGCAAUGUCUCAGACCUGGAGCACUGUCAUACGUGAUAGUGGGGGGAAAUGGGGGUGCUGGGACAAACCGAAAAAACUCUGGAAAAAAUAACCCCCCAACAACAAUGAAAAAAUUACAUUUGAUAAAUGUUACACAGAUGCAUUUAUGCAUUUGAAUACUCUGUAAUUUAUACGGUGUACUAUAUAAUGGGAUUUAAAAAAAAGUGCUAUCUUUUCUAUUUCAAGUUAAUUGCAAAUGGUUUUGUAACUCUUUGCUUUUUAAAAUCUUUAAAAAGUAUUGCUAAGUACUGUACAGGGUUGUACAAUAAGAACCCAAUGUCAUGGCAAAGGAAAGAAUGCCUCAUUCUUCAAACAUUAACCACUUUGCUGUCGAAGCUGUCUGAGGGAUGUUAAGUUUCUAGGUGUCCUGUAGUAUGGAAAUAUGAGUAAGUGCAUACUAAACCAGGGUCACUAGGAACGGAUAGACCCAUCCAGAUAAAAAUGGGUACAACCCUUCUGACUUAAACCUGUCAGUUGCUAUCAAGUUUCAAACAACUAGAAAUACCUAUUUUCCUGCUUUGUCAGUUCUGCUUUUCCUACCUCCAACUGAAAACUGGAGUUCUGAGUGCUACCAAAAAAAUUUACUUUCUUGAUAGAUUAGUUUUCUCUCAAUAUACUUGGGAUAGGAGAGGUAGACAGAGCUCAGUGUCAAACUCAAAGUGACCUUGAUUCCUAAUUGGAAAAACUACUAUGAAAAUGUCCCCAAAUACUAUAUACUUUUAUGAUAGAAACUGUUCGUGGUUAUCAUUAUGAUUAAGAAGCUUUAGGCAUUCUCUGACCCUUCUCAGUGGGAGAUGAAGGUUAUCAGUAUGUAACAGAUAGCUGUCAUUAAGUUGCACCUUUGUUUAAUAGAGCAGCAUUUGUUGACACAGCAUGUUCAGGUAAAACUUGAAUGAGGGAAAUACUGAAUGCUCCCAGCUCUGCAGUACUGAAGUAGAAUUUGGAAUCUAAAAAUUUAAAUUGCUGAAAACAUUGUGUAAAAUAUGAUGCCAAUAGAAAGGUUGCUGUUGGCUUUUAUUGUUCAAGCUCUGUUUGAUUUUGGGGUCUGAGUUAUUUUCAGUAUGGAGAAGUAGGAAAAAAAAAAACACACAAAAACCAGAAAGCAAAUAAGAAAAAUAUUUUCAAAAAUUAAUUUUUAUUGGAAAGAUCUCCAGGCCUGAUAUAAACUGAAAUAUGGUCAGCAGGGGAAACUGCAUAUAAAUCCUGGUUCUUUGGGGUUUAGGAUUUUUUUCCCCAUUCAAGGAAGCAGAAAUGCACAUUAACUAAUCAUCUGUUUAGCUGAGGAAUUUUGAGACAGAUACUUUGGUCCUCUAAAUUAUUGUUCCUUCAUCUCAAGCUUUUGGAAGUUUUCUGAAGUGAUCUGUGCUUUCUAAGCAGCAGGUGAGCUUAGAAUUUGCUUUUUUAUUCCCUCAAAUUGUUUAGAUGGAAUAUCUUCUGAGUCUUUGAGCUUUACAUGCACUAUGCGAAACAUCAUGCUUGUAUAAAAACCAUGAUGCUGCUCUCAAAAUUAUAGAAUGUUCCAGCCACUCCAUUGAUUCUGUGACUGCCAGGAACUCAGGAUUUCUUGCCAGCUCAAUGAUGGAAUCCAAUUCUUCCUUUCUUUUUUGGUGUUGUUUUUUUUGUUUGUUUGUUUGUUUUUGGGGUUUUUUUGUUUUGUUUUUUUUUUAAUACAGCUCACUUUGUCCUGAGCUUGCGAACAAGAAAAUGUUCACAACGAAGAGGAAAAGAAAAGGGAGACAAAACUUUCCUGAGAGACUAGGGAACCAAAGAGAAAACUUUUUGCAGUAGCCAGCUAGGGUCAAGGAGAAGUUGUUAGAAGUGGACUGGAGAUAACAACUGAAGCACUUUCACUGUGAAAUGCUUAUACUUUUCUCUUCAUGAGGCUACUUAAGUUGGGAGAGAGGUUUUUAAUCCUUUCCUUUGUUCAUUUCACUCAACCUGUUCUUGACGCGCAGCAGCCUGUGAGCGUGCAGUUUCUGAAAUUCAAAUCAAAUGAUAACACUCAUUUUCUGCAAUGGCAAAAUGAAUCUAAUUAUGAUUGAUGGCAAAGUACAAUCACUAUAUAAGAAACUGCAUCGUCCCCCAACACCUUUUAUAAUUACAUUUUGAAAUUCCACUCUAUAUUCUGUAUAUUUGCUAUUAUGUCCAGCUAUAACAGUUAUUUUAGGCAGCCUAUGUGGCUACUGUAAUAGUAAAGUCACUGAAAUUUUGCUGAAUAAAAGGUUGCCGUAUGAUUUCAAAUGUUGUCAUUCUAGGUAGAAACGUCUAUGCAAAGUGUUUUUUUCUGUGACCUAUUUACUGAAGAUUAUGAUGAGAAGAUACUUUUGGUUUGCUUGUUUAAUAUGUUUUACGUGCCAGAGCCCACAAGACAAACAGCAAAUAGUUGUGCUUCUGCACGCUCCCAUUGCAUGCUGGAGUUUGAAAUUAAGUAAAGCCAGACAUCCCCAUUGGGUGUGGAUGUAGUAUUUAAUUUCACUGAAAUAACUAGCUGUACGUUUGAUUUCAAAAGGUGUCCUUUAAAAGUACACACUUACUAGAAUUUCAUACUUCAGUGACUGACGCUGGAGGAAUCUUUGUCCUCUGUGAUGAACAUUUUCAGUUCUAUGCCUCAGGAUACCAUACUUUCAAGAUGAGCUAGGCACCUUAUUUGUAGCAAAUUACUUAUUCAGGGAGUUCAGCUGUACUGCAGGUGGAUGAUCCAUAAGACCGAAAUGAUGACAACAAAUGUGGCUACUCUCCUACUAGGGUGAAAAGAGAAGGCAUUCACAAACUGUUCAUUUGUAUCUUGGAUGAUGAACUAUAUAUAUCUGUGGACUAUUGCUCACCUAGAUCAAAAAUCAAAAUUAUGUUAAAGAUAGCAUACUUUAUGUUUCUUUUCAGUAUGAAGAAAAAUAUAAUAUUGGCAUUGGAUACUGACAAACUUUUCUAUAAAUACUCUUCCGACAAAAAGUAGCAAGUCACACGUAACAAAAUUUGGGGAGAGAGCUGAGAGUAUUAUCUAAACAAACUCACAGUUGUAGUGAAGUGCAAGUUGAUAUCGUUCAUUUGAAGAAAGUUUCUCCCAAUUCUUAUUGCUAUUCAGCUUUGAAAGAGUUGAUGUAUUUCUAUCUACAAAAGGGUUUGGCACUUUUCUAAGUGCCAGUCUAACAAACAGCUGCAACUUCAUUUCAUGUCACAUCUAGAUAGGUACAUGAUGGACAAUUUCCCUCUAGGUAAAGUAUUUGGAAAAAGAGGUAAAAAUGGACAAUAUUCUUUUGGCAAUGUAGAGGCUUUUUUUCAACAUUAGAGGCUUUUUCCUUGAGCUUCAUAAAAAUGAUCAUCUUCACUUAGCUCAAAUAUCAAACCACAGAUACUAACUUAAGACUAAAGAGCAGAAAUCCCAAAUGUGUGCAUAUAAAACUCGUGCAAUGUUCACUUCCAGGUUCUGAUUUCAACAGGUUCAUUGGACCUGGGGGCAGAUGAAUGGCUUAUAGACAAUAUCUCUGCUAAUAGCUGGCAUAAAUGUACAGAAAAGUUUGAUGAGUGGAAUAAAAUCAAAGUUUAAACAAAAUUAUAUUAAAGCAGUAUCACAGUACUGCUGUGCCCAGUGCUUGGGUUCUGAAGUCUUUAUUUCUUUACAAACAGGUCCUUGUUUUCACAGAUUCUGUCACUAUAACAAGUAUCUCUUGCAUAUAGUUUGCUGGCAGAAACAGAUGCCUGAUGAAUGCAUGAACUUUGUGUUAAGAAGCUUUUAUUUGAAACAUUAUCAUUGAAUUUCUUCACAAAAAUACUUAGGGACUGGGUUACUUCGGACUGAAAAUAUACUAGCGUUUUUCCCUGUAAGCCAAUUAAGGACUAUAGUGAAUGUCACGUAAAGCAUAAAGAUGAAGUAGCAUAUGCUGUUUGCUACUUGAGUAAUUUAGUUGUUUUUUUCUUUCAAUCAUUUUCUCUUUUCUUGAGGGAAAAUUCUCUCCCUCUUCGAAAUGUAUUGAUUUUUAUUUUGCAAGAAAAAGAACUUUAUGCAUAAUGUAUUGUUGUUAUGGUUUUAAGGGUCUAUGUAAGGCACUUUAUUAAUGACAUUGAAGUGAAAGUUCAGUCUAACCUUUGACAGUGAAGUGGUUAAUUCCCAUUGAAUCUUCCAUUUAUAGUACUUCUUCACCUUAAAUUAUAACAUGGAGAUUAUUAAAGUUUUUUAUUUAGAACAUGAGAAUAAUGGUUUCACUCAUGACUUAUCUUUCUAGCUCAGUGGAAAAACAAAAGAGAAAUGGGUGCCAAAACCAAAAGUUACUGGCUCUGAGCCUCAUCAAAUCCUGUCUGAUGCUCUCUUCUAAUCACAGAGAUAAUCCUAGGAAGCUGAUGAUCACUCCUUCCCUGAACUAUACUGAACAGGGCACUUUUGUAUCCCAGGUAAUACUACAGGCAAUACUGAAGCAUUUGGAAGUAAACUUUUGUAUAACAGAGAGUGUCUUGCUCUUUAAAAUGACAUUGGCUGGUUGUCCCUUUGGAAAACUAGUACGAAAGAGAUUUGGCAGGCUUUUAUUGUACUGGGGCUCUGUGGAUAUGUGCCUCGUGAGAGCUGAAUUCUGAUCCUCUCAGAAACAGACAAGCUACUAAACAAAUUGUUAUCAUCACUUGGUCCCAAAUGUCUGAAGAUGAUCUUUCAUAAAAUUGAUUUUACCUGAGAAAUGCACACUUGGUUCUGUUCUGUGUUUGGUAUACUUUCUGUCUUUAACAUGGAAAAAUAGAUGGUUUGAAGUCUGCAUUAUCUGUUUUCUGCAAUCUGCCAUGUUGCACGCAUUGUUAACUUGAAAACCUCACUAUACACUAUAUAUUAUCUUGUUGGCAUAUUCAGUAAAGAGUUAUUUAAAAAAAUACAAUAAUCCUGCUGUAUUUAUAUGAGCAAGUAAAUUAAAAUAAGGAUAUGAAUAUCUGAAAGGGAAAACAGAAAAAAACCAAAAAUAUAAGUCUUCUGUACUUUCAUUCCUGGAAAUAUUUUCAAAUGUUCUACUGUAUGUCAGCCCUUUCUUCAGAUUCUAAAAGACAAAGAUUUUCAUUUUCUGUCUCUCAAAGAGUUAAGCCAUUUGUUACUUCAAUUUCUCAGAUUAAAUCUUAUCUUUAUAAGAUUAUCUCAUUCUGAUGUACGUAUAGGAAAGCACUGUAAAGCAAGAACAAAUUGUAUUUCAGUGUUUGCAAUUAAUAGGUACACUUAAGCAGCUACACACGUCUGUAACAAAUAUAUAUAUGGAAGCUGUGACCCAUUAUAUGCAUAGUCACUUGGUAAAUGCAUUUGACAUUGAUCCCUGACAAUCUUAAAUCUGCCUGUUACCUAUCAUUAUCUAUUUAAUGCUUCCUUAAUGAAGUGUGAUUUUAUUCCAAUUCUCUCUUAAAAUUGUUCUUGAAUUUUCAGAAUGCACAACAUUCAGACAUAGGCCUUAAUAAAUUUUUUGUAUAUCUUUUGCCUAAAAUAUAUGGUAAUAUAUACAGCAUGUAUAAAGAGAUGCUUCGGCUACUUAGAAAUGGGGAGUACUCCUCUUCUAGUUACAUAUAUAAAAACUAAUUCUUGCUUUGCCAGAACCUCAAAUAUGGAGUGCUACAACCUGUGUCACUGCAAAGCUCUGAAGUUAAUAUUGCCUAGUGUCACAAUUCCUCUAUAAAUUAUUUUAUUCUCUAUCUUAACACUGAAUAUCAAGUAAAAUUCUCCAGAGCUGAUGUUUCUUCUGAUCCAUAUUAGACCCUGGAAAUUAACUUCUUGCCUUACCACAGGAAUGUGGACAAUAGAGGUAAAGUAAAUUAUAAACUCUUGGGAUCACUUAUGUUCUUCUGGCAAAAAUAAUGGCAUCAUCUAUUUCAAUCUGCAAUUUUGUUUUCUCUCUCUCAAAAGAAGUUGACAGACACUGACGACUUCAUCAGUAACCUUUUAAUAACCCAAAAUUAUUAGUUUUAGAAGCGAUCAAUCUUUAUAUUUACCUUUUAUAGUUCAAAGCUCUGUAAUCUGGAGCAGUUCACAGAUGUGUGUGUCUAUAAAUUCCUGGGGUAGUGUAUGGAGGGCUUAGCUACAAGGAAGAGUAGCGGUGAAAUAGACUUGACAGAAAAUGAGGGGAGAGAGAGUCAUGUGAGGUAUGGAUGUUUAAAACCACAAACAGGUUGCUGAGCAUAGCAAGAACAUUCUUUUACGCAUAAAUACACACAUUUUCUACUUACAGCUCCAUAUUGGGGCUAACACGUGACUGCAAAAAUUCAUGUAUGAAUACUAAGAGCUUAUAGUAUAGUUAGAUUUGAGUUAGGACAUCUUACACAGCAUAAGAAGAAUCUUGACUCUGUUUUCUGCACUGGGUCUAUUACAUACCUUCCUCUGUACAGAAAGGAUUCAUAUACAGAAGGAAAUAAUGAAGAACUAAAAUCAUUCUGAUUACACUGCCCUGGUUUUUUAAGUGUAGACUGCCUUGAAGAAUGAAGACACUUUAUAAACCAUUGCGGAAAAUCCAACUCAAAAUACACACAGGUGUUUACAACUUCAACAUGCUCUGUACAAAAGCAAGAGUUCUGUGUGAUGGAUAAUAGAGUGCUAAGCUGAACACAAUCAUUCUUGAAAAGCACAGUUGCCAGAAAGGUUCUGUUAAAAUGUUGUAUUUCUUGAGUGAAAUCACUAUUUCCGCUCCUAUAGACUAUAGGUCAUCACACAGAUAAAUAAAAUUCUUUGUGAUGAGCUUGGAACAGUAUGUCUGAAUAUGAAGUGCUGUAGUUUUUGUACUUUGAAACUUCCUGUUUGUGAUGAAGAGAAGCAGAUUUUGUUCUUGAAGAUUAAAUACAACAAUAAUGAUGCAUAGAAUGUAGAGAUACUCUUUUACUGCCAUGUCAUGGACAUGAAAAAGGACACAUACAUAUGCUCUAUACAUAUACAAUUGUGGCAUAAUUUUAAAUGCUCUUUACAAUUUUCAGACUUUCAACUGAGAUCCUAUUUUAACACAUAUGCCAUAUGCAAAAACAUUUAAAUCCUCAGAAAUGACUGCAGUCCCAUUCAAUUAGUAGAAUCAAGAAAAUAUGAUGAAAUGAGUACACAAGAAAGUGCACAUUACUUUCUCAAACCUUUAGCUGUGUUGAAAGAGAGAGAAAGAAAGAGAGAAAAAUAAAGCCCACUGUUAAACCAGAAUAGAUUUUUAUUUCUGUUUAGAUAACAAGUCCUUCCAAAUUUGUAAGACACUCGCUUGAAUGUUAGACUUUGGUUCGACUUGAAAGUCAAAUAAUUUAAAUGACAGUGUUGUACGCCUCACCUCCCACAGCUUCACAAACAGGUUUCUGCAUUCACAGUUCAGGAAUCGAUAUGUAACUCAUUGCUCUCUGACUUACAAUGUGGAUGUCAGGAAUUUCUCCUCAUUAAAGAAACAUGUUAAGAAAAUUUGAGAAUUGCUGUAAAGUACUGCUGUGUAUGUUAAUAUGAACAGUUUAUUUUAUUCAAGAAGGGCACUACCAUGUCUUAUUAAGUGAGAACUGGUUGGACUCGAUGAUCCAGUGGGUCCUUUCCAACCUGGUGAUUCUAUGAUUCUAUGAACUGCAGAAGCAAGGCACGCACAUUAAUUCUAUGUCCUUGUCAAGAAAACUUUUCUCAUGAGCAGUAGACACUACUCCUAAGUGACAAACAGCUGUAUAACUUGUCAGGUAUAUAUGACUUAUGAAAAAAAAAAAAAAGGGAGAGGGAAAUUGGGAAAGGGGAGAUAUUCCAAAUGAUUAUAGUUAUUCUAACAGUAUACAGUUGAGUAUUAUAAGCAAUUAAAAAAAAAUCUCAUAAAAUAUUGAAGGUUAUCAUAUUAAAUGUUCCUGGCAAGCAUAUACUGUAUUCCCUUUCACAAGAAAUGAGUUUUGGGAGCUUUUUACUCACAUCUGCAUUGCAGGUUAGUUUUGAAGUCAAUAUUCGAUUUUUUUUUCCUGAUUACAGUGAGUAGCAUCAGGUUAAGGUUCAUGGCAUUUUCAGAUCUAAUUGGCCAUGAUUUUCACUUGGGAGUCUGUCUAUGCAUUGAUUUACUUUGUCAUUUAUAAAAAGUUUGAGAUACAGCCUAUUUCAUGUAUAAAACUUUCCUUCACAACAAACUUGUAGUUAACUCUAUUUCUACACUCUUCUGCUUUGGUUUUGGUUUUCCUUAUAAUUUAACAUUAUAAAGAAGUGAAUUAUUUUCUGCUACGAUUAUAGCAGUGGUAAGACUGUGUCUUCUUUUUAACAGAAGGCAAAAUUUAAAAGUACCGUGUUAAGAAAGAAAUUAUCUUAAAGAGUUUUGCUAUAAAUUUUAUGUUGAAUUAAUUAUUUUUCAACAUUUAUUUACAAUAGUUAUAGUAGGAAGUUGAGUUGGCAUCAUGUUAAACAAAGGUGAGUUUCUGACAGGAGGCUAAGGAGUCAAGUCACAAUGUUGAGAAAUGGACACCUCUGCUUUCUCAGCAUCCCCUCAGAGAGGAUCCCAGGUGUGGCUGGAUCCGUUUUUAGCCUCAGACUUGGUUGAUGGUUUGUGACUAAAGGAUUAUAUAUGCGUGCUUAUGUGUGUUUUUGUCACAAGUCAGCAUCCCGUUACCUGUGAGAGUCUCCUUAGAGGCUGAUGUCCACAGAGUUAUGUGUGGUUGGUGGCCCAAACUGGAUGGCCAGCAGCCAUUUGCAGCAAUGCCCAGCAGAGACAGUAAGCAAUUUCAUUCAAGAGACAGAUUAAAACAAAUUCUGGAUUGCCUUGAUAAGUUCACUGCUGCGUUAGUGCUUAAACACUUAUAACCAGUUAAUAAUUAGUGCGUACAUAUAUAUAUAUGUAUGAAAAAAGUAACAAUUAAAAAAAAAAGAGUUAGUAGUUAUUUUCCUGGGGAAAAAUCUGAGUCAGAGGCUUGUAACUCUUAUGAAGACAUUUCUUUGUUGAGGGAGAGAGGUUCAAGUCCCUCAGGUAAGGUGGUCAUUUUUUUUUUCCCAAAAGAAAAGAGUUUUCAGGUAUCAGCUUUGUAACUUUUGAAAACUUUUCAUCCCCUUUUGGUGAGGUGGGGACUAAGUCAAUUAACAUGUGUUGAUUGGCCCUUGGUAAGAUCACUUGUGUCAUCAGAAGCCGGGACUUGGCCAUUUGUCACAUCUUCAAGGUGAGGAGCUCGGUACGGGUUUUUAAGGGUGUUUCUGCUCUUAACUGAAUUAACACCAGUUUGUGAAUCCUCCAUCUCAUCCCAGAUGCCCUUAGCUGAUGUGAGUGUUAAAACACCACCCAAUCUAUCUGUUUCACCAGAUGCAGUUGUCCAUUGCCAGCUUCUUCUUUUGCUGACCACUCUCUUUUGCAAAAAACCAAGCUUAUUUUGCAGAAACAAGCUCACCUUCGGCACAAUGUCAUAGAGCCUAGCCAGUCCAUACUACCGCUGGGAAGACUGGAUAAACUCAGGUUUGUGGUUAUAGGAACUUCAUGUCAAUAGGUUCUGUUUUACAGUUUUAUUUGUAUAUCUUUUAUGUAUAUGUAUUUAUUUUUUUGAGACACUCAGACAUACACAUAAGCAGAUACAUAGACAUAUGCUAUGUGUAUCUGUAUGUAUAAAUAUGAAUUGGUCUAGGUUGAGUGCCAUACUGAUCUUUUGCUCUGGAUUUAUGCGUUAUUUCAUUUCCGCUUAAGGUUCUGAAAGGGAGAAAAGAUGUAAAAUAGCAUGAAUAUUUUUUUAAGAACUGUAUUGUCAGUAUUGGUGAGAGGAUCUUUCAAUAGUGCAUAUGCUUUGGCAGCCUGUGCACUAAAACCUGAAUAAGAGAGAGAAGAUUAACACAGCUCCUGAAAGUGAGUACACACCUGAAAUACACUUUCCAAAGCGCAAAGAAAAACUGAGAGGUCAGUUUAUAGCAGAACUGUUCUGUGUGGUUGCUAAAUAAACUGUAGAUAGAGGAGAAUGUGGGAAAAGACAGCAUACAACUAAAACCUAGUAAGAAACAGAAGGGAAAAUUUCAGAUUUUUACACCAUGAUUGUUACAAUUGAUUUUUUCUGUGUCAUUUUCUUCACCAUGUCCUCUUUGUUUCCCCUGUAUUUGACAGGUUUUCCUUCUUACGUGAACUGCUUUUUAACUCACUCUUCACGUUAUGCUUUACGAAGAACCCUUUGUUAUAUGGGACUUCUGUGUAAUGCCUGAAAUGAGGGCCCCUCUCAUACAUAAGGGGAAGUAUUUGCAUAGAGCGGCCCAAAUGCACAAUGUUUGUUGCCACUGACCCUCCUCGAUUCAUUUAUGUAGCUGUUUCAAAAAGAUCUGGCUGACAUGAGCCACACAAAGAAAAUUGGCAUUCAGCAAUAGUCUUAUCUGCCUCACCAAUAGUGAGUUGGGUCUUUUCCUUUGUUCCCUGCCUUUCCACUAGCACCUGGCUGCUGACUUGAAACAUUCAAAGGCCACGGUUUGCUCCUAUGGCUCAUACACAGCUUAGGUAUUCUAACGUCAUAAUUUAAAGACAUGAAACAUCACGUGAUAUUCAAGGACUAGGAUGAGGAGCUGCAGAGCUCUGGGCCAUGACUCUGUGUCGAGACAUGUAGGUAGUAUAUAGAUAGCCUAUAAGCCAAACGCUGUGUAUUCCAUACAUGGCUCCAGCCACCUCUACUGCCUAUUUCUGAGACAGAUCUGUUGUAAAAAAAAGGUUAUUUCCUUUUUAAUUCUCUUAUUCCCAACAAUCUAUCCACCCCUUCCUGAGGUCAUAAUUUGUAAUAUUUCUCCCAGGGUGAGGAGGAAAGUUUGCAAAACAUGUCUCCACCCAUUUCUCCAGAUAAAGGGCAAGUCAUCCGUGGAAUGGUGUAAGAAUGGUCUCCCUUACUGAAUAUACACAGUUCCCUUGUGCUAACCAAGAUCCAUCCUUGUAGUACCCCCAGCUACUCUCCUUCUGCCAGAUGCAUUAACUCUGUAGUUAAAAUAACUACUUUUCAUGCUUAUACUGUAUUCCUGGAGAGUUAGAACCUCUAUGUUUUAUUUGUAGUGGUUAGUUUACAUACUUUGUUUUUGAUAGGACUCCUGACUUACUGCUCAAGAUGGAAACAAAACAGGGCAGGGUAUUAUUUCAUGCAGAGUGAACCUGAUGUUUCCUUCUUUCAAAUACCUGCCUUUGCAAUUUAAAAGGUAUUUUACAAUGGGUUUUCAGGAUCUGCUUUUAAUCUAUAAUAUUGCAUACAUGUGGCUGAAUAAAUCUCUGGUAUUCAGAAAUACAAAAGCAUAAAGAGUACAUAUUAUCCUAGGAUUUGUUAGUAAACUUCAUUUUUUUCCAGCUAGAGAUCAUCCCUGCUAGUAAAUGAAGUGACACAAGUAAUAAAGUUCCUUCUAGUUUCUGAAGUUUCUGUAACAGUCUACUCUGAGCUUCAAAGUAAUACAUGGAGCAGGGACAGAGAAAGAAUUGGGGAACUGAAAGGAAGAAAUUGUGCCAUGUAUUUUAAAUAAACAUGGGCCAAAAUUCUGUCCAGAUUUUGUGUAUAUAGAUAUAAAUGCAGUAAAUAUAAAGAUAGAAAAGUUCCUUAUCUGAGCAAUAUUCUGUCUUUGUGGGAUUUAAUUAUGACUGCUCCUUUUUUUAAGGGUCUGAUUUAACAGACCCUUCUGAUUUUUUUGCCCAGGGUGAGAAAAAACAUUCGUUACAUACAUUUUCCAACUAUUUCUUUUUUAAACUUCGAAUAGCUCCCAGUUUCUUUUUACCCUUUUCCCCCCUAAGAUACCAGUGUCUGACAAGUUGCAAUGAAUUUGGAAAGAUGCAUGGUUUUCAGUUAAAACAAAACAAAACAAAUUCUCAGCAAACAUUCCUCUACCUUGUUAUAGAAGAUAAAUUGUUUAGAAAUAAAUUUCUGCAAGCCCCAAUAAUCCAGCAAACAGAGUUUGAUCAGGAGACGAGAUUUAUCUGUGCUGGAAAAGCUGAUCUUAAUUUGAAAUUGUAGAGAAAUGCGCUGUCAAAUGAAUGCCUUCUCUGCAUUGAUUCUAAAAGUUGACACGUAUUCAUUUGGAUUUAGCUUUUGACAGCUGAUGAAGAAUGACAGAGAAAUAGCAAAUAGAAAAGUUAUGGGUAAAACACUAACAGCAUUACUCUGUUGAGUACAGAGUAUCAUAUGCCUGAAAUAACAUGAAUUUGCUUAUGUUCGAAUUUACUGCUUGCUGUAAAAUACAGUUGUAUUUUCUAAUGAACAUUAUGGCCUUCAAAGUGUUACAGGAUUUUUCUCAUAAUUAUUUAAAAAUUGUGUUUCAGAAACCAUCCACUUCUGAAAGCUCUUUUUUCCUGUGCUAUACCAGUCAUCUGGUGUAUUAACUGCUUCCAGCCCUGACAGGUCUCCAGUAAUGCUUUCUUGUAUUUGCAGCAGGUUUUUUCCUUUUGUUUUUCCUACUUGACUACCCUGCCUGGAGCAGAUCAUGUGGAGUAUAUGUCAUAUUUUCCAUGUGCAGGUUUUUCUCAUGGUAGCAAGCCAAGAGAAGAGACAAAAUAGGACAAAUGCAGUGGUGAACCAAGAGAAAUUUUCCAGCUACCUCCACAUGCAGAGCUAAUGCCGGGGGAGGCUUCCAACAGCAUGAUGGACCAUCACCAUAUCUGUCACUUCUCAGUGUCACACUACCCACCACAUGUGUCUCCAACAUUCAAUCUGACACACGUAUAUCAGCAAAUUGAUCCCUACUGAGUGACCUGUAGUGUGUUCAUGAGCCAGUUGGGCAAUAUGAAUGACAUACAGGAAACUAAAGUCUGGCUUGUGAGUUUAGCUUCAUGUUCUCCAGUUCCUAUUCUCUAACUGCAUGCAUUACGAUCUUAAAAACAUGUUAGGACCAUAAAUUAAACUGAAAAAAGCCGAAGCUUUUGGAACUUAAGGGAAAAUCAAAGUUAAUCUGAAGGCUCCAGACUUUAUAUGUUAUACAAUAAUAUAUAAUCAUAUUUUUAAGAGAAGAUCUACAUCUUUUAAGAGUAGUUUAAUGCAUCUCUUUUUAAUUAGGAUAUUAGGAUAUUAGCAAAUGCUGCCAUAUGACCUCUGCUGUAAAACAGCAGAUUCGCCUAGAGACAUCUUAGCAGGAGAUAAGAAUCUGGUUUACAAUUUUAACAAAGAGUAUUCUUUAACCUAAUAUGUGGACUCCACAAGAUUUCAAUAAGGGUAUGUAAGCUUCAUUAGAAUUAUAUCAUCCCAAUAUCCACACUUUUGCUUGAAAAGGUAAUGGGUAAAAAGGAAACAAUGGUUAUAUGUAAAGUUUGUCAUUAGUAUAAAUGCAAUCUUAACAGUCUAAUUAGAGAGUUAGUCAACAUCUAACUAUAACAGAAAAGAAAACAAGGAACAUAAAGAAAAGGAUACAACCAUAUUAAAAAAAAUCAAACCAAACCAAACAAAUAAACACCCUCCUCUCAGUAAUAAUACAGUUAGAGUUGCAUCAUAUAUUUCCUAGCUGUUAACCCUUUUCGUGGUGGUAUUCUUACCCUUCUGCUGUCCCUCAGAAUCCUUCCAUCUGUUAGGGUAGCAUAUGGUGAAUCAUUAGCAUCACAACUCCUUGACUGAGAAGACUAUGAUGCUGACAUUGUUGGUUUGUUCUUCACUCUAGGAUCUGCUGGGAUCAUUUUUAUUUGUUUGCUAAUACUCUUUUAGAUCUUUUUUUUUCCCUUCAUCCAUCUGCAAGUCCACAUGACAUCCGAAUUUGUUACACAUGGUGCAUUUGUAAUACCCCUAAAACCAGUUUUGUCCAGGUCUGCAUUUCUUUAACUAACUGCUGAACUGCUGGCAAGUUAUUCAUAGCCGUGGGCUUUCCACUGCCAGCCUGUGCGUCAUCUCUUAUCAUCCUAUGCCUGUAUUCCUCUCUGCAUCCUGUGCCUCCUCUUCUCAAGGCCUUUGCUGUCCUACUGGGCCUGUAUUCCUCUUUGUUGACUCAUUGUAGUAGAGUCACAAUAUCUCAUUCAUAUAUAUGUAUGUUCUGUAUACAGAACAGCUGCUUAUUACAACUGUAUAUAAAACUAUGGUUAUAUCAUAAGAAGAUAGGUCGUAUUGAAAUCAAUUAAGCACAUCAUUUGGUUAUGAGAGAAAAAUACUGUUACAGCUAAACCAUGUCAAAGAAAAGUUCCAGGCAGAUCAAGAGAGGGUCAGAGAAAGUAAGCCUCACCAGCCGUAGUCAUGAGGCCUCAUAAACUCAGUAUAAGUGCUGUUGCUGGCAAUGGAAAUACUGCAUUACUGAACUAUAAUCUAGGACAGAUAGUAAAUGUGUUAGAAGUGCUGUAACAGAGUCCUUGUACAUCCUCUUUAAUCUAAUUCAGAGACUAGUACCUGAACUAUUAUAAGAAAGAAAUCUGUUUAAUAACAAAAAACAUUAUCUCAGCUGUAGGACUACAACUGAGUGGCUUAAAGUGUUUAAAGAUAUAAUUAAAAAUGUGGUUUAAAUUUUUUUUUUUUUUUAGUUUUCUACUACUACCUCUCUACAAUUUAAGGUUUAUUAUUUAGUCUAAAUAAAGACAUUUUGGACAGAGACUGUACUGUGGAAAACCAUGCCAAAAUAGGAAAUAGUUUCUGCAGUGAUUCAGCAAUCUUAACUUAGACAGGAAAAAUCUGUUUCUGAGAAAUCUUUACAAGCUGUCAAUUCCACUUUAGAAGACACUGCCCUUCUCGGUGUGAUAGUUGGCUUCUCUAAUGAGAUUACAUUUCUUGUAAGAGUUUCCUCAAGUCUUGUUCUUACCCUCUGGCUUUUUUUUUUUUAUUCUGAAUAGAGUCUGAAACUUUAACUUUGGCAACACUUAAAUUAAUUGAUUAAUUAAGUGUUGUAUUGAGCUAUCAGCCUCUAAGUUUAAAAUUCAGUGAAUCAUUACUUGUUCUUAACAGGGUAGAUACUCCAGAUCACUCAAUACUUAUCUAAGAAGAAGAGCUUCAUUUGGUUGUAUUUUAUAUGCUAAUCCCUCACUCAUGUGAGGAUCUGAAAUCCAGCUGAAAGUCAAAUGCAAUAUUAAACAGAUAUUAAAAGCAGUUCUAUCACAUUUUAAAUGGGAUGUUUUACCGCAUGUCUGUUGUGUAGGGAAUCUUCCAUGUUUUUAUUACUUAAAAAGAAUUCUUAGUAGACUCCUAAAAGGAUACAGCCUGGUUCCCAUUACUUAAAUCAAAGAUAUCCAGGAUGAUAAGAUUUCUCCUUCUCUUUUUCGAAAGGCAAUAUUUCCCUUAUCUCUUUCUUUUUUGGUGGGCAUCUAAUUAUAUCUUGUCUCUCUUACUGUAUCAACUGUGCCUACUUGAUGUAUUUGUAAAUUUACAGCAGAAUAAUAGACUUUGUUUUAAACUGAUGGUUGUCGAGUGGUUGAAAGCAAAUAACAUUUACAACAAUUAAAAAUCUUCCUUGCUUACAGAAGGAAAACCGAUAGUCUUAAAAGAAAACAUUUUCUAUAUUAUUAUUUCAUUAUUGUUACACAGACUUUUUUCUGCUAAACAAAAGAUCACUGAAUAGAUGGUGUUGCAAUGAAUAAACCUUCAUAAUAACUGUUUUCUGUUAAAUUUUCAAACAGCUAACAUACUGAAGGCAUAUUUUUACUUCAGCCUUAAAUUCCUAAUGUUGAAUUUGAAAAAAAUAAACAAAAUGCCAAUAUAAUUUGUUAGCAAAGCCUAUCUGUGUUGCUUUCAUUCCUUGAAUGAUCAAAUGAAACAAUAUGAAGUUGUUUUCAAAACAGAUUUUUAAUAUAGCAAAAACAAGCUCCUGAACAUGCUGCUUUGCCUCUGAUCGUUGCUAAGCCAGAUAUCUUCCCUAUGCUUUUUCUCUUUUAUUCUUGAAUGUGACUUGGUUUUCAAGUGCAACCCAAAAAAAAAAGGUUUUUUUAAGAUGGGAGAAUUCUGUGUUCAACUAGUGGAAGAAAGUAUUGUAGUCACACCUCUGUGUCCUUCCCAUCCCUCUAAAUAUUACUAUAAACAGUAUUAGACCAUUUUGUCAAUUUAUUUGACAAGGAUUUUUUUCAGUUUAUUUUCUAAAGCUUUACUUAGUCUUAAGCAUUUCUUGGCCGUGUUACAGCAUCUAAAUGUUAGCUGGUUUAACUGUUUUAUUUUCUCAAAGAAAAAAUCUGUUUAUUAGCAACAUUUUCCUCUAUACUUCUGUGAUUUCCCUUCUGCUUACUGUUCAGUUUAUAUGUGGAAGAUGUGGUAUUCCAAAUACAGAGAAUUACAAGUCUGUAUCUCUUUUCAUGCUUCUGUUCUUUCCUCUUCUUCCUUCUCCUUUGUGGCUUCUUCUAAUUAAUUCUAAUUCUGUAGAAUAUUUAAGAGAAUAUAUUACAGAAUUCUCCCUCCAAAUAUACUCUAAGCUGCUGAAAAUUACAAGUUCCUAGCCAGAGUUCUCCCUCCACAAUAAAAUUGUUGAAUGGUGAAGUAAUGAAAGUGACCUGCAAUGAAUUUAUUUCAUAUGUCCGAUAUCCUUCUCUAUUUUUAUUUCCUCUCCUUUUUCACAUAAGUUUCCACUGUGUCCCUUCUUUGGUUUAGGGCCCAACUCUCGUGCAAUACCUCUGUUGUGCCUGCACAGCACUUUGAGCUCCUUCCACAUGACCUGCCAUCAUUUAAAUACGGAGUUAGCUGUGUGACAUACAAAAGAUGCUGUAAGUGACUGAAAGAGAGCAGUGUUGUAGUGACAAACCAGUGCAGGGCUGUGCAUUGCCCAGCUGAUUGUGCUCUAAGAAUGGGCAUUUGGAGGCUCUGCAAUCUACCAAUUUUCACACAUUUUUGAGCGUUUGUCUCUCUCUGUGACUUUUUAUACUUCUACUUGCUUAAAAAAAACCCAAUAAAUCAGAAGAAAAACAAACAAGGCCAAAUCACAAACAACCCAUACAGGAAACAAAAUGUUUGUUUUCUAAAGAAAGCAAUAAAAAAAUGGUGAUCCUGCAAGGAAGUUAUCUGAGGAAUAAUAGUAGAUCAGCUGAAUAGGGAACAAAAGGGAAUUGCUAUGAUAAAAGAUCAAGAAAAUCAAGCAAGUUGAAUUUAUAGCCGUUUAACAGCAGCACCAUGUACUAGAAAGGAAAGUGUGAUUGCACAAAUGUCACUUAGGGAUGAAUUCUAAAUUUAAAACCAGGAAAUGUAAGAAGAGUGAAAGUAGCAAACAGUAUUGGAGGUAGUAAUUCACCCCUUGCAUCAGCUUGUUCUUUUAAAACAUUAACAGAUGGACAGUUUUUAUGAAAGCCUUUUUGCAUUUAAGAAGACAUUUUGCAAAGUAACAUUAUAGCCUAUAUUUUGGCCUAAUUUAAGCAAAACAAAUUUGCCCCAAAUGGUAAGAUUUAAGUGUAGGUUUGAACAAACCCAUGGUUUGAGGGGUCUCUCAACAGUAGGUUUGAUUUGAGGCUAUGCUGAAAGCCUCUUUAUUAUACUAUGGUGUGUAGCGGAGCAUUGAAUGCAAAGCCAUUUUCUGUACUUAAGGUUAUGUGUAUAUUUCUGGAUUUUAUUUAUUCAGUAACAGCACUUCUAGAGAAACACAAACAAAUCAUUAUGUUAAAUUUUCAAAAUUUUACAUAUUUUCUGAGGAACAAAAUUUAAGUUUAUAUCUGCCAUACUACAUCAGGAUUGGUUUUGCAAUAUGUGGUUCUGCCUUUGUAGAAAGAGCUAAAUCUUAGAACAGACUUCUGUUCCUGAAUGAGUUUCCUUUCAUUGAUGAUGAGUAUAUCUGACAAAAGACGGUUUGGGAGUCCAUUCUCUUUUCUACAAACCGUGUUUAUAACCCCUUUACAUCUGUAACAGGUUUUCAAAAUAUGAAUGUGUACAAUUUGUGAUGCAGCUUGACAGCAUAAUUUCCAGAGACCGUGUGUAGAUUCAUUAACCUGUUAAUUGCCUUAAAGACUUGACUCCCAAAAAUUUUGCAUCUUAAAGUAGCUUUCAAGCAUUAAGGUUAACCUUAUACUCUCUACUUCAAAGGAAUUCUUGAAACUAUUCCAGUUGUCCUGCUUCUUCUACAUCCUUUGGCCUGGUCUUUGAACAUGUUUCAUUGCAUCAAGUGUAAUGUGGAUUUUAAAUCACCAUAUACUGCUCCGAAUGUUUGGAGUUACUCCUUUAAUCUACUGCUACUUCACAAAAAAUAUCCAUUGUGAA